Molecule: messenger RNA, 555 nt
Organism: Protopolystoma xenopodis
Lineage: Eukaryota; Metazoa; Platyhelminthes; Monogenea; Polystomatidea; Polystomatidae
Source: the annotation of a GenBank genome assembly
AUGGAAGUUUUAAGAAUAAAUUCUGAUUCUACUGAUGGCCACACUGCCCAGGUCGCGACGGUUAGUCGCACUAGUUCACCUCCUCUUAUUGAGCCCAUUUACCCGCCAGUUGUUGCACAAUAUUGGUGUCACACACAGGUUCGGGUGACAAAGAUGAAGUACAUUUGGACUAUAAGCAACUUUAGCUUUUGCCAAGAGGAGAUGGGUGAAGUGGUGAAGAGUUCCAUUUUUUCUGCUGGUCCACAUGAUCGCCUAAACUGGUGUCUUCGUAUAAAUCCUAAGGGCCUCGAUGACGAAAGCCGUGAUUAUCUUUCACUUUACCUUCUUUUGGUGAAUUGUGGGACGAAAGCCGAAGCAAAAGCAAAAUUCAAGUUUUCUAUUUUGAAUGCUAGAAGAGAGGAGACGAAGGCCAUGGAGAGUCAACGUGCCUAUCGUUUUAUACAAGGAAAAGACUGGGGUUUUAAAAAAUUCAUACGUCGUGACCUUUUAAUGGAUGAGAAUAGCGGACUUUUGCCAAAUGACAGAUUAACAAUAGUUUGUGAGGUACAAGCCUAA